ACCUAGUGUUGUUGCAGAUUGCAAAAGAGACGAGAGCUCUCUUCAGGAACGCUACUGCUGGAGACGAAAAUGAUCUGAAGCUUUCUCCAAAUCGAUCUUGAACCUGCUGAUCUACUCACCACGUUCGUUCAUUUCCAUGAUGCUGAUCGACGUCCCUGACCAGGAAGCAACAAAACAAUCUAGUACAAGCCUCUUGUUCUUGUAGAAGUUCCAUCAUUGAAGUACGAUCAGGCACUCUGAAAGAAACUGACAAUCGCUAUAAGAUUGAAUGAACUGUUGGCAUUUUUGCUAGACAAUGACCUUACCUAGGUCCUUACCCAUCAUCCUCGGAGGCGAGCAUGUGCCCGUGAGGCUCGCUGAGAAGGAUUCACAACCUAACCUAACCUGCUAGACAAGCUCGAAUGAACUGUUGGCACUUAUCAUCUCGCGCUUACUAAUUAUUGUUAUUGCUGGCAUCAAAAUCUCCUUAUUCUUCCUCACAUAUUCGCCUGGGGAUACAGUUCAAACUGUGGACGGCGAGUCAACUCCUCUGCUAUCCUAUCCCACAAAGGAACCGUUUUACCGAGAUCAUACCUUUUCUCAGAACAGGUUUCAAAUUUCUUAGAUAAAUUACUUCUACUUUCUUUCUUCCAUACAACAGGUCAUGAAUAACGACAAAGUAGAGCUAGAUCAUUAUUAUCAUUAAGAGAUUGAUGCCCUUAGGUUGCCAGAUUUUUUCUUCAAGCAUAAGAUAUUUCAUAGUCGACAAAAAAACUCAAAAUCAAAAAAAGUAACCUCCACUUGUUCUCCUAGUUGUACCAAAUCUUCUCAAAAAUGGCGCCAACCGAGUUUCAAAGCGAGCAGCGGAAUGCCGUCUUGAAUCAGCUGAUUCCACGAAUCGCUACCAUCAUCGACGACAACGAGGGCCUCUGCAGUCUCAACGUCAUCAGCUCCGAUGAAAAUGUAACAACUACGUAAGUACUUUAAUAAAGUAUGCAGCAGCAAAACGUCCAUAGUCAGUGUCAUUAAGAGACCUUAUGCCAGGCACAUCAAUCAAUCAAUCAAUCAAUUAUAAUCUGAGGAGAUGACAAGUCCGAUUCCAUGUGCCAUGAAUGUUUAUCAAACAACACAACUGCAUUUGAAGAUGAACUCUAGUACCCAUUGUAUCUAUCGAACAUGAUCUUCAUCUUGUUUUCUGCUUACAAAUGAAAGGUGAAGAAGCUCUUGGCAGAGAUUCCGGCUUGUUUUGAACGCAAAGUUCAUAAGAUACUGGAGAAUUAUGCUGACUACUUCCACCUUCUUGACGGUGGUCGCGUCGCGACUUACACCGCGUACGAAAACGGUCUCCUCGACGAAAAUGGCAAUAUCGUUCGAGCCCCAAAAGGUGGCAAGAAAAAAAACAACGCUCUCCUAUUAUGGCUACACGAAAUCCACCUUCCUUAGCAUCUUGGUCCUCCCGUUCUUCAUCAGGGAACAAACGGGGGAACCAAGACGAGUCCGAAGAUGGAUUUCUCUUAGUUCUAAUCCUAGGAAACAAACCUAGCACUGGCAAAAUGGAUCAAAGUUCAGCUCCGGUGCCAGGGAAUCCGUUUGCCGCACCCUCUGAGGAUCCCAUAAUGACUCAAGUGGCAACGCAUCCCUUUGACGAUGGAGCAGAUGCUGUGGCGUUGGGUACUUAUGAUAAAAACAAAAAAAAGUGUAGGCGCUAUAUGCCUCUUAGGGAACAGAAUAACUUCUAUGUCUAUGACGGACCCUAGACUUCUAGCUUCAUGUCUAUCAUGAACAUGAUGUUAAAGAUCAUCAAAAUUCAAAAACAUCCGUUCUUGCAUCUUCACAGGCGUCGACGACAUAAUUGGUGCAGAUGAGGUCGUAAUCAAAGACUUUGACGGGAAGGAGGUGCUGAGUUUAGGCGACGCUGCAGAUCAGUUGCAGACUGCUUUGUUUGCGGACGACAGUAAACGCUUAGCACACGCGUUUGACGUAGUCCGACAAAUGCGAAGCAGAGAAUUGGGUACUGCUUCACAUAUGUCUAACUAUGCUUUUAUGCAGUAGAAGCAGAUGACUGUCCUUCUCCUUUUCUCAACUAUGUAUAGAAAUGAGUUUCAUGCUCAAUAACACACCUUAGUUCAUUGACAGACACUGCAUUGUGUGCAAAUUCAUAGAUAAAAAGAAAGACCUGAACUCAUGAUGGUUUCCGUUCAAGGUACUGGCGCCGCCGACGAUGAUGCCUUUAGGAAACUCGAACAACAGCGCGCAAGAAGCGCAGCUAGUUCUCAACGACUACCACGACAAAACGGGUUGACUAAUGGUCGGGACAGAAAUGUGAGAGGUGGUCUCGAUCAUAGUAGCAAAAGCAAUGAUAAGGCACGAGCAGACCCGAUGUCCCAGCGGAAUCAAAGCAUGGGCCUCUUUUCAUCCUUGAGAGACCCUCUCGGUAGAGGCGACCGAGACCGAGACCUAGGUGCUUCUGGAAAAGAUGUUAGUUAAGGGGUACCACAUUGCAUUCUGUCUUCACUGCCAUGAUCCUUGACUUGUUUUCCAGUAGGAAAACGCAAAGGGUCCUCAGGGCGGAUCUCAAGAAGGAUGCAAUGUCCUCGCAACCUCGUCUAAGUUAGAGGUGGACGAGGAGACAACUUUUCUAGUAGUAUAGUUGGAGCAGGAACCGGCAGAACUUUGGCAUCAGUGAAUGCCGUAAGUAAUGCAGCAAGAGUGCGACAGGAUCUUCCUCGGCAGGGGCAGUCAGGACGUGGUCUGUACAGUGACGCAUUUGGAACCAGCGACAGACGCAAACGAGGACAGGACGAAAAACCAUCACUCGGAGGAGAGGCGAUUACGUGUACUUUUAUAUUUACUUGCUUGAUGAAGAAUGGACUCAACAACUCAUCACUAUACAUAGAAGUGUUUGAUGUUCUUCUAGCAAGACAGGGCAAUACUUGAUACUACAAACUGUAAGUUUAGAGAUCCAAACGACCUACACACAUAGGUGUCUCUGGUACUUCGGUGCCCUGUGCGAAUUUGCCAAAUGGUCCUGAUGACAAGCGAGACCGCGUCAACCUCGUUACUCUUAAGGCUUCCCGUAAUAAAUUCAUCUCUGGAGAAGCAUCUUUGACGCCUUUGCUGAACAAGGGGAAAGCCCAUUAAUAAAGAUGCACUUAAUAAAGAUGAAUUAAGGUAAGCUCUAAUACUCGCGAAAUGAUAGUUCAGCUUCAAGCAGCACCAGGGCAGAGGCGCAGCGUCAUGGAAAUAUGCCAGAACCCGAAAAUUCAGCAGCUGAAGAUUAUGAGUAGACACAUCUUCAUAGAAUUUCAUCACAGAACAAUUACUUCUUAGUUAAUAAUGGUUGGCCACAUCAUCGAGUUCAGCCUUGAGUAGCAGGUGGUAUAUUCCCCUUGAACCAAAAUCAAUUAUGUGUAGUGGGUUCUUGUUUCCGAGCUCGUCGAGUUUGAGUACUAGAAGGACUUUGAACAACGUAUAAUCUCAAUCGCUACUAUCUUCUCUGCUCGUCCAUCUUCCAUUAUGAUUAUAUCGUCUUUAUCCUUCAUCCCCAACAUCCUCGCAAACUACUUAGUUAAAUCUACUCUCUUUCCUCAACCUCCCUUGAAGAUCGUCGCCUUCUAAUCUGAAAAACGCUAUUAACCGCUUUACUUCGUGGGUAUCGGAUGAUAACGCACAUCUCUUUUCCUUGGAGAAAGACGGGAUGGGGCCAAAGAAAGGCGACGCAGUUGUGCUUAUCGGCGAUCCUGUCGAGUGCGACCGCAUCAUCUUCGAAUAUGCAGAUCUAGACUCCAACUACAUGGAAAUGUUUCCGCAACUCGGGAUUCAGGUAGAGAGAUCCGAUAAACCAACAAAAAUAAGGAAAAUUGGAGGAGGUGGAAACGGGUCCCUUUUCUAA
Molecule: messenger RNA, 3871 nt
Organism: Amoebophrya sp. A25
Lineage: Eukaryota; Dinophyceae; Syndiniales; Amoebophryaceae
Source: the annotation of a GenBank genome assembly